UAUAAUCACAGUUCUGCCAGCUGGGCGGUUCCGAUUUUCAUAUUUAUAUUAUAAUUAAACAAAACAAAUUAUUUUUGCCAUUGUGUGCCUACGCAACAAAAUUUAAUGUUCGAGCCAGCGCCAACCGUGACGUGUACAUCGACUUUUACUCUAAUUAAAGAGAGGUGCUCGCGUGCCCGCUAUAUGGCAGAGGCCUCAACAUGAAGGUGGACGCGGACGGCCGGGAAGCAGCAGCCUGCAGUGCUACUCCGAUUGCUAGUAAUACAGAGUCGCCUGUCUCAUUCCUUGACGACUGCGGUGUAACCACCUUAGAUUCGAUCCCGACGCCCGAGAAGGCAUUGCUCGCCAAACUGGAGGAGGAAAAUCGGAGGAUCGAGGCGGACGCGAAGUGCCCCUCGCUAACCACAGUGCACAGUCGCAAGAGCUCUGAUACGUCACAGAUAUCGUUAGCUUCGGCAACAAGCUCAAGCCAUGAAGAGGCAAAGGUCGAGAGCAACGGCGAGGAAGAUUUAUGGAGUCUCUGGGGCAGACUGGUUAGCAAUUGGGAGACGGAGUGGCGUCGUCGCAACCAGUUCGUACGAGAACUCGUUCGGCAGGGGGUCCCUCAUCAUUUUAGAGGCAUCGUAUGGCAGCUACUAGCAGGAGUCGAUGCCUCCCCUGAUAAGAAGCUCUACGCGUCUUAUAUUAAGGCCAAAUCAGCUUGCGAGAAGGUGAUUCGUCGCGAUAUCGCUCGCACCUACCCAGAGCACGAUUUCUUCAAAGAAAAAGAUGGCCUCGGUCAAGAAUCCCUUUUUAAUGUAAUGAAGGCGUACUCGCUCCACGACAGAGAAGUCGGCUACUGUCAAGGCUCUGGUUUCAUUGUUGGGCUGCUAUUAAUGCAGAUGCCCGAAGAGGAAGCUUUUGCAGUGUUGUUGAAGAUAAUGCAGCAUCAUCGGAUGCGAGACAUGUUCAAGCCGAGUAUGGCUGAACUCGGCUUGUGCAUGUUCCAACUUGAGAACCUCGUUCAAGAGCUCUUGCCUGAUCUCCACGUACAUUUUCAGUCUCAGAGCUUCAGUACAUCGAUAUACGCAAGCAGCUGGUUCCUGACACUCUUCACGACUACACUCUCGCUACCGCUAGCUUGUCGUAUCAUGGACGUAUUCCUCUCUGAGGGCAUAGAGAUUGUGUUCAAGGUCGCUCUAGCAUUGCUCACGCUUGGCAAGAAUGAUAUUUUGUCGCUGGAUAUGGAAAGUAUUCUAAAGUACAUGCAGAAAGAGUUGCCGUCGAAAGCGGAGGCCGAUCAGGACGCGUUUAUGAAUCUCGCAUAUUCAAUCAAAGUUAAUCCUAAGAAAAUGAAGAAAUUAGAAAAGGAAUACACGGUUAUAAAAACUAAGGAGCAGGGAGACAUUGCUGUGCUCAGAUGUCUCCGGCAAGAGAAUCGUCUACUAAAACAGCGAGUUGAACUCCUCGAGAAAGAAAGUUCGGCGCUCGCGGAACGCUUGGUCCAAGGUCAAGUAGACCGAGCUGAAGGCGAAGAAGAGACUUUCGCUUUAGCCCGAGAGGUUCAAGCAUUGAGGCGAGCCAAUAUGGACGCUCAGCAGAGGUUAGCAGUGGCCCAAGACGAGAUCAGGAGCUUGGAAAUGACUAUUGCAGAGAACAAUUCCCGUCAAUCAUCUCUAGAAGGCACUGAAGGUAACAACGCAAAAGGCGAAGAACUCGCACGCUGUCUUCAACGAGAACUCGUUCGUGCCAGACUCGAUGCAGCGGAGAGACAGGCUGCCGAGAGGGAACUGAACGCUAGGAUCGCAGAACUAGAAAAUGAAAACAAAAUAUUAAGAAAACAACGCGUGGAUAAUAACGUCGCACACUUGCAGGAUGAGUUGAUAGCAGUAAAACUUCGCGAAGCAGAAGCUAAUCUUUCGUUAAAGGAUCUACGACAACGUGUCACCGAAUUAUCAGAUGCUUGGCAAAAGCAUUUGCAGGAACAUAAACAGGAGGCUCCGCCGCCACCCGCUCAGUCGAAUGUUGUAUCAGAUAUAAUGGCAACACCUAAAAAGUUGCUGCGUGCCUGGGAAGGCAGGUCCGCGGACAUGCAGAAACUUGAAGAGGAAUUGAUGACUAUUAGGAUAAAAGAAGUCGAAGCACUUACUGAGUUGAAAGAGCUCAGACUUAAGGAAAUGGAGCUCCGGACUCAAGUGCAGGUGUCGACGAACCAGCUUCGCAGGCAGGACGAGGAAUUAAGGCAGCUACGUGAGGCGCUCGAUUCAGCGCUGCAGAGGGAACGAACGCUACAGACCAGGCAACGGGAAUUCCAGCAUAAAUAUUCGGAUCUGGAGAGCAAGGCGAAAUAUGAAUCAAUGCAAGCUAAUAUAAGAAACAUGGAAGACGCUCAGAGGAUAGCCGAAUUAGAAACUGAAGUAUCAGAAUAUAAGUUAAAAAACGAAGUGAUGGCGACGGAGGGCGAACUAAGAAGUAAUAAUAUGGACGAUUCAGACAGAGUUCGCGAAUUGCAGGAGCAAGUCGCAGAGUUGAAGGCCGAGUAUCCGACACCGAUCACAACGCCGGACGGAGAGCCCUGGAAGUGGUUCGACGACGCGCGAAAUUAUUUACAUCAUAAUUAUAUGUACCAGGUCGUGAGGUUAGAGGCGUGGAAGGCGCGCGUGCUGGGCCGUUCGCUCAGCCGCACCACCUCUUUCGAAGACGACAUCGAAGAUGACGAUAAACUAAAUCUCAUCCUACGGAGGGAAUCCUCAGCAUCACUAGACCUCAAUAGAAAGACUACGUAGCACGCAUUAAACACUUGUGGAACUUGUUCGUAUUUUUUAUUUUAUAAAUGAAUUAUCAUUAUUUUUAUUGAUCGCGCAGCUUUCUUAGCUAUUGUACUUAUUUAUUUUAUGGAUAUAUACAUAACAUAUACACAUAGUCUAGAUACCAUUAGACGAUGGUGACCAUUUUGCUGUAUAAUCUCUAAAUUUAACAGGACUUAAACUAUUGCUAUCCUUUUCUACAUCGCACGUAUGAAAGAGAUAGCAACAGCAUAUCGCUAUGAAAUCAAUUUAAUUGAGAAUAUGUAGAAAUGCGCCUCAGUAAAUGUUUAUCAAUGUAAAGUUUAAUUUGAGGAUAAAUUAACUUUUUUGUGUGUAUAUUUAUAUAUUAAAUGUGUGCGCGCAUGCAUGUGUGUCCAUAUGUAUAGAUAUUAUUUCUUAUGUUUGUCCGUUGUUAGUUGGAUUUAAUUUUUUUUUUUUUUAAUUUAAAUCAUUGUAUUAUUGUGUUCAAAUAAAGAGCCUAUUUUUUAUGUACAAUUAUAACAAGUUCCGAAUAAACGUUCUUUAAUAUUGUGGUCAUAAAAAUAUUUGCAAAAUUAAUAAUAAGGCGACUUAUUUAAUACGACGUCAUUUUUAUAUAUUUAUAUUGUAGACAUUUUCAUGUUAGUCGAUUACGAUAACGCGUUUCGUGAGAUUUGAUAACGACUGCUAAGUAUAGGAAAUAUGAUAUAUCAUUUUUGUAUACCGUUGUCUGAGGAUAAUUUAAAUUUAAUACAAUUAUAGAAUCAAUUAAUUUCAUUUACUAAUAUGAAAUUAUAUAAAAAAAAAAUACCAAUAAUUAAACAUUAAACCAUUUAUAACUUAAACAAAAUUUCUAUAUAUAUAUAUAUAUAUUUAGAAUCGAUCAAAUCUCACGACUUUUAUAAGCAAAAUUUAGUCUCUAAGAAUAAACUAGACUAGGGAGAUAACAAUAGCAUGUUGUCUCUAUCCUAUCGCGUAGACAUUAAAGUCGAUAAAACUAAACAUCGUAAAUAACCGUACUAGGAUUUAAUAGCAAUUAGUCAAUUUGUAAUAAUACUAGACCAGCCGCAACUUAGGUCUGAGAUAAAUCAAUCUACACCUAAACUCAAUAAGUCUGAUUAACUAGCCUUAUUAAACAAAAUGUGCCGAAUUCUGAUUUAAUGUAUGCAAUUUCUUUGACCACUCAUUAAUUUUCAACCAAACAGCAGUACAUUGUACUCUGUUGUCUCUUGAAGGUUGAAUAAGAUUAUCUCGCAAGUUACAGAAGGCUAUAUGAUAAUUGCGUAAUUGCUAUUUUCUGUGACAGACUCGGGCGAAACGUAAUCACAUUUAUGAUAGAUAAUAAAAAUUACAAUCAUCGCGUGGGCAUGCUCUUGAGCAUUUACUUGAUUCACUAACGUUACUUUUUUGCUUACUUUGAUUAUACUGUGAUCGGGAUUGAUGAUUACAUAUUGUAAUCGUAAUCGCAAAUCAUUAAUCUGAUUCCACUUUGCCCAAGUCUGAUUAUUAACGCAUUGAUCAAUGUUAUCGCGAGGUAAUAACCAUCACGUUGCCCAUUUGACGUCAUGUCAAAUGAACUUAUUCUACAUAUGGAUUGCGUACAACAUAAUCGGUUAUGUAAACUUAGUAGCAAAACAUAUAACACGCAUACUAAUAAGAAAUUAGGGUUUUAAUAAUAAAGAUAGUGUUUUCAAUCGAAAUAGAGUUCACAGUAUGAUGUUGCGGCUUAACUUUUAAAUAAAAUGUAUUGAAAGUAAUGCACGUAUUUCUCUAGAAGUUUUUCAUUGUUAGAUUAGUGUUUAAUAUCGUUUGUACUCUCUUAGUCUAGAUAACAAUAGUGUCCAAUUCCCGAUGCCAAGUUUAUAGAACAUUAUCUUAUCCUCAAUAUAUAUUUACGAACGAAUUUAGAACUUCUUAUUAUGUACGACGGUAGUAAUUAAACGUAGUUACAUUUUAUUAAGUAAUUAAAUCAAAAUUUUGCACUAAUACAAGUUUACUUAUUUUUUUAAUAUAUAAUAGUUAACACGUUCUUUUAUAACCAGCAAAAUACAUGUAAAUUUAAUUUUGUGAUACGUUAAAAUUUUAAUACUAUUUAAAGUCCAUGAAUAAUUUAUUAAUUAAAAAACAAUGACGGUAAAAUGUUGACGCAUUUUUUUUAAAGAAAAAAAAACGAAUCGUAUUCGAACAUUUUAAAAAUGUUUUGUAAUCUAUGUUUCUCUACUGUUCGAUAAGUAUUUUUUUUAAUUCUUUUAUUUCAGUAUUAAUGUAUAAAAUAUAAGCAUGCGUUCACAUACACACUAAAUCCUAUUUUAUAACCAUUCUAAUAAAUUAAGACAAUCAUUAAUAUUAUAACAACGUGACAUUCCAUUAUGCGUAUUAAUUUUAUAAGUUAUUGCCUUUAUGGUUGUGUGGGUAUAUGUUGUUAUUCGAAUUAGUUUAAGCCAUACAUAUAUAUCAUUCCUUAGGUCAAGAAAUUACAGCUUAUGUGACCCAAUCCGAAUUAUCUUGACUUUUCCAACAGCAUAUUACAAACUAUAUAACAAUGAACGAAUUAUAACCGACUUUUUUUACUAUUAUUAAAUAACGCAUCGGUUUAUUCGUUGUUUUGAAAAAUGUGCGUAUUUUUUUUCAAAUGAUUGAUCUAUUUAAACAUGGAGUUGUUAAUUGAUAAAUCUUACGAAUAUAAUCUCAAGACAAACAAUAUGUGUAUGUCUAACUAACAUUCAACAUGAUUGUAUGUACUUAGUUAAUUAUUUACUUGUUGUUAUAGGUUUAAAGGUUUUAAUAUUAAAUGACAAUACUCAUUUAAGUUGUCCUUAAUCCGCAGAACAUUGAUAAUUUUCAAAAAAACAUAUCUUACAUUUUAUUAUUCGUGCUCUCUAAAUUCUUAUAUUACAAUUUAUUGCUCGUUCGGAAAUCAUAUUUAAAAAACAAAAAAUGACGUAAAUUAAAACGAUAAAAGGGAAAACUUUUAUGUCAACGUUAUUCGUUAUUUUUGUAGCCGUCAAACAAUUAUACCUGUAAGAUUUAUAAGUAUUCUAGAAGAAAAUGCACAGCUUAACCAAAUAAAAUUUUCUUAUUCCCUUUGCGUAAAGUAAAACAUCAAUUUAUUAUCAUUAAUAUAUUCGUCGUUAUCUCUGAUUUCGAAUUUUAAAAUAAUUUUAUUUUAGCGAAUGUAUUUUAUUUAUAAAUAAAAUAAGUACGAAAUAUAUCUUUGUGUGGUUAUAAAAGCAUCUUUUUGGCAGUUAUUAAUAGUUUGUAUAAUUUAAUUGUUAAUUAAUAAUAACAAUUAUGUUAUUAUUAAAAAUUAUUCCCCAGAUAUAAUAUAUUUUAAAACGUAGUAUUUCUUAUCGUUUUAUAUAAGUUUUAUUUAAUAUUUUAUAUACAGAUUUUUCUUUAUGAUUGAUUUUAAUUCUUUCUAGCGAAACGUACGUGCAAUAGAGAAAUCUUAUUAAGUUAUAAAUAUUAUUUUAUUGUAUUUAUUUAUUUGUUAAGACAUUAUUAAAUAUUGGUCUCGAAUUUCAUUUUAACUGAGUCGUCGCUUGAUUUAAUCAGUACCAGCUACCAAUUACUAGUCGAAAUUAAUAAAUAUAGAAAUACCACUGCACAUAUUUUAUACUCAUUUUUAGAACCACUUCGAAUAGUAUAUAAAAGGAUCCGACUUGGGCUUAAUUUAAUCAUAUUUAUGACUAACUAUAACGAUUCCAAUGUGAAAUCAUCAACCACGAUUACAGAUUCACUUUCAUUAAUUCAGAAGGGGGCGUGCGGGGAGAUGCUACUAAAAUGUAAAAUGAGUGAGUGCGUGAGUAAAGUAAGUGCCAUUCUCAUGGGCACUUACUUGACUCAGUCACUCACUUUACUUUUUUGAUUACUUUCCUUAUUAUCUUCCUAUUUCCUUAUUAUUUUCCAUACCGUAAUCGUUAAUCAUUAAUCUGAUUACAUUUUGCCCAAUACUGAAUAGGGCUAUGUUUACUUUUCUUUGUUUUGGGUAUAAUUGACUAUCGCCAUUAAAUUUUUUAACUAAUAUAAAAUAAACUUUUUACUUCUUCAUUUGACUAUUCAUACCGUAUUCCUACCAUACAGUUAAAAUAUUUUAUAAAUAUCAUUCAUCAUACAUAUUAGUUCAAACUUGUUUUCCAGUGUAAUAAAAAAAUAAUAAACUUUCAAAAAAACAAUGGUGUUUUCUGUAUUUAAUAAUUUCGAAUUUGACAUUAUGUUAUAAUAUUUUGUUUUAGUUCACUUUUAUCGUCAUUUUCCAUAACAAGUGAAAUAUCGGCUUAUAUUCGAUUUAGUUAUAAACUCUCUCUCAUAACAUACCGUAUUAUCUAAUAUGAAUAUUCGAUAACAUUUUCUAGAGUUCACUUUUAUUCAAAGAAUUACCCAAAGACUGUUCUUAUUCGGUCAUUAGCAGCAAGACUUAGGUUUAUUUCAGUUUUGAAGGUCCAUACAACAACACUUGACGUACCAUAGACCAAUAAAUUUUAUGUCGGCAUCAUAUUAAUUUCAGUGCUAUUUUAAAUGUAACAUGUUAAAUAAAUAUUUUGUCAUAAUUAUAAGAAAAUAAUGUUAUGGUAUUUCCUGUAAAUUUUAUUUAUAAAUCUUAUUUGUGACAAGGCCUAUAUUUAAUAUUGGUUUACAUCUGUAUUUAAUGUCUUUAUUGAUUAAUAUGAUGACGACGUAAUAUAUUUUAACUGGGAACUUUUAUUUUUUCGUAAUUAUUAUUGGUAAAAAUAGAUUGAAACUGUAACCUCGUGUAUUUUAAGUAAUAAAUUACUCUGUUUAAUAAA
This is a messenger RNA of Nymphalis io (European peacock), 7552 nucleotides long. RefSeq names its product ecotropic viral integration site 5 ortholog (gene Evi5). NCBI's taxonomy places the organism in Eukaryota, Metazoa, Arthropoda, Insecta, Lepidoptera, Nymphalidae. The record is from RefSeq and is a predicted model, not a curated record. The transcript is spliced from 18 exons. Bases 201 to 2765 code for a protein of 854 amino acids.